Messenger RNA from Theileria annulata, 1437 nucleotides. RefSeq names its product tRNA pseudouridine synthase, putative. Gene Ontology annotation, molecular function: pseudouridine synthase activity; RNA binding. Gene Ontology annotation, biological process: tRNA pseudouridine synthesis; mRNA pseudouridine synthesis. Gene Ontology annotation, cellular component: nucleus. The record is from RefSeq and is a predicted model, not a curated record. The transcript is spliced from 5 exons. NCBI's taxonomy places the organism in Eukaryota, Apicomplexa, Aconoidasida, Piroplasmida, Theileriidae. Bases 1 to 1437 code for a protein of 478 amino acids.
AUGAAUAAAAGAGAUCGCAAACGAAAUAGAAAUGAAGCUAGAUCAAAAUUUAGAAAACUUUGGAAGGAAAGAGAACAAUUUUUAAAAAAUAAAGUUCCACAUGAAGAUGGAAUAAUCGACGAUGAUUCCUCUAACCUGAAAGAUUCCGAACAUAUUGACAAAUUAAACCAAAAUCUAGGAGUAAAAAGAGUCCAUGCUCCUAAAACUAAAUAUGUUAUCGCAUUUGGGUAUUUGGGCACUGGAUACCACGGAUAUCAGAAACAAGUCGAGUACAAAACUGGAGAAAUGGAUAAGGUUAAAACUGUAGAAGGAACCCUUGAAAAUUGUUUGUUUCGUAUUGGUGCCAUUAAUGAAGCCUUUAGAAAUAUGACACAUAAGCUACAAAUGUCUAAAUGUUCUAGAACCGACAAGGGAGUUCAUGCAGCUUGCACAUACCUUGGUGGUCGUUUCAAUAUAGAAAUGGAAGAUGUUCCAGAGGAUCAUGUACCGCAAGUCAACAAUCACUCGGAAAUAAAUAAUUCUAGUAAACCCGAUACUAGUGAUAAUGUUGAAUUACAAAGUGACGGAAAAUUGUCAAAAGAAGAGAAGUUUGUUCAAAGACUAAACGCAGCUUUACCUGAAGAUAUACGUUGUUUCAAAAUCCAAAGAGUUACAAAGGGAUUUGAUGCAAGGUCAUUGUGCUCAAAGAGGAAGUACGAAUACAUUAUUCCAGAAUGGUUACUUUCGAAGAAAUUUGUAUUACCAAACGAAGAGCAUGAGAAGCAUUUUAGAAAUUUAGAAGUGAUUUUUGAAGAAAAUACUAAAACUAAAGAUAUAAUUAAAUUAAGUAAAUUAAACGAUACACUUUAUGAAGUCAAGGGAGGUUUUGAGGAAACUGAAAUUGAACAUAGCAGACUUUACGAGAUACUAAAAUUGUAUCAAGGAACCCACAACUUUCACAACUUUACAGUUAAGCAAAAGGAGGAAAUUAACAACACUUCUAGGUUUAUACAUAAAAUUAGUAUCAAAUCCCAUAAGAUACAAGAACUUGAAGUAGUUAAGAUUCUAAUUGUUGGACAGUCGUUUCUGUACAACCAAAUUAGGAAGAUGAUUUCUCUGGCAUUACAGGUUUAUUUAGGGAUUGCACCCAAAAAUUCGGUAGAGUUCUCGCUAAACAAGUCCCAUUUUUUAAACAUUAACUUGGUCCCUUCAGAAGGAUUAAUACUUCAUCAUCCAUACUUUGACUCGUACAAUAUGAAUCGCUGUAAUCCACCUGAGGUUCCCUAUAUUGAAUAUAAGGACGUUAAAACCAAGGUGGAAGGGUUUAAGAACAAAUAUAUAUACCCUGAGGUUAAAAAAUCAAUGGAAUCUGACUUGUGGGAAGGAUGGCUUGAAAAUAUUCUCAAGUAUCCCUUCUAUUUGGAAAACAAUUUUGUACCCGAUGGGGAAUCAGAGUAG